This is a messenger RNA of Coniosporium apollinis CBS 100218, 1341 nucleotides long. RefSeq lists its product as uncharacterized. The coding region runs from base 1 to 1341 and encodes 446 amino acids. The record is from RefSeq and is a predicted model, not a curated record. Lineage: Eukaryota; Fungi; Ascomycota; Dothideomycetes. The transcript is spliced from 4 exons.
AUGCCAGCUCCCGAACUUCGGUUGAGUCUGUUAUCGACGAGGCACGCAUUGUUCAUCAAGGCCAGCAGCUCAAUUUUUGACCGCUUUCAGGUCGGCACGUUACCCAAGGCUGAACAGGCUGAAAUAAGAUCUCGAGUGUUGGUGAAGGAGAGGGCGCCAAUUGCGGAUAGAAUCGCCGGUCUGUCGGCCUCUGCAGCAGUGGGAAGUCUGACAUCAAUAUCAGAGCCAAUAGCAACUCCACUCGAUGAGUGGAUGAACUCCGAUACGUCUCGGACGCUCUUCUCUGGGCAGGCAUCGUCAGACUGGGAUGUACUGUCUGCCGUCGAUGGAGGUGCCGAGCAGCCUCCAGAUAGCAUCCCGGACGGAUAUUUUGGAAGUUCUCCUUCACGUAGCGCUGGCUUGACGCAAUUUCAGCGCUUCAUUCGGCGUAUGGAAGGGGCGGGUUCCGCUACCAUCUUCGAUCGCCUCAAGGAGGUGUGGACGGAGCCACUGGACGAAGCCGCGCGCGCGGAGAUGGAGCUCGAGAAACAUCUGUGGGUGCUUACCGCCCUGCAGCUGCAGUCGGUCAAUGAAGCCACUCUACCCUCACAAGCUGCGUUCAGCCAGCUGCUUCGGUUUCCACCUCUGGAGGGCAAAAGGAAUAUUCUGCAGCUGUAUGGCAAUCUUGCCGAAGUAUACCUCCUCUCCGCCAUUCACCCCCACGAAAGCGUCAACUACCUCACCAACAGUCUCGCCUCCUCACCCACCACACCACUCCCUCAUAACGUCUCCACGCUGUCUUCUUCCAUCGCCUCCAACCCCACCCUUCCCUACGCCAGCAGCACAAUCGACCACAUCCGCACAACCUCCCUCCCCGCUCUGGUCUCCUCGUCUUCCAUCCCUCUCCUUCUGAAAGAAUGUCACCGCGUCCUCGCCCCCGGUGGCAUCCUCGAGCUUCGCCUCAUCGAAGCAGCGCCUAAGCGCGCAACCACCGGUCCAGCUAUGAAGAAAUGGCUAGAAGAGCGUUUGAUACCGGGAAUCGAGUCGUCUUUCCGCUCCACCCGACCGAGUCUGCUGGUCCCGAAAUUCGUCAAGGAGGCGGGAUUUAGUUUACUGGUGCCGCCUGGGCAGUGGAAUAAUCUGACGCAGGUGCUGAAGUUUCCUGCGGCGCCCAGGGCGGGCGAGGAAGAUGUAGAUGCGGAGUUAGCUGCACUAGUCGGGAGGGCGUUAUGGAAGGAUGUGUGGGGCACCUUUGUCGAGGGGAAUGGUGGGUGGUGGUGGGAGCUGGAAGAUGUGAUCACAGAGUGCAGGGAGUUUGGGACGGUAUGGGAGUGCGGGAGUUUGUUUGCUUUUAAGGAGUGA